Messenger RNA from Lactuca saligna, 768 nucleotides. NCBI's taxonomy places the organism in Eukaryota, Viridiplantae, Streptophyta, Magnoliopsida, Asterales, Asteraceae. The record is from the annotation of a GenBank genome assembly.
AUGACUGACUUCAACCUCAAUUUUGAUAGGGAUAAUGGUUUUGUUCAAAUGGAUGGGUUUCAUAAUGGGGUUGGGACAAAUGAUGAACACGAGGACAUAGAAGUCAUUGAAAAUGAUAGAUGGGAUUUUUUGGAUGAAGGUUCAAAUGAUGAGAGGAAAAGAAGAUGUGUUCUUAAGAAUUUGGCUAAGGAGAAAAUAUGCAGUCCUGGCAAUGUCUAUAAGGACUAUGUUCUUGAAUUGCAAGCAACCAAUGUUGACAUAACUGUCAAGAUUGAUGUCUACAGUGAGCAUAACCCAUCAAACCCAACUACAAGGUUUAAAGGAAUCUACAUUUUCUUAGGUCCUUUGAAAAAUGAUUUUAAGGCUGGCCUCAAGGAUCUUUUGAUUUUCAUUGGUGCAAACAUGAAAGGAUUUUUCCUGGGAAGAGCAAUCUCUGAUAUAUUGUUAAAUAACAUUUGUGAGGUAUUUAACAGCAAGGUGAUGGAAAAGGUAAAAGGUCCUUUAACACCCACUGCAACAACCAUAUUGGAUGUAAACAAGUCUCAUGCAUCACAUUACAUUGCUAGGUGGAAUGGGGGUGAGAAAUACCAAGUGACUGAGGCAUGGCAAGAUCAACAUGUUAUAGAUGUUAGGAACAACACAUAUACUUGUAGUAAGUUAGAGCUAAUAGGCAUCCCCUGUAAAUAUGUCAUUGCAACCCUUUAUGAAAUGACCAAGAACUCAGAGGGUGUUGGUGACAUUUAUAUGUGGGUCAAUAAGGUAUACUAG